Molecule: messenger RNA, 274 nt
Organism: Acaulospora colombiana
Lineage: Eukaryota; Fungi; Glomeromycota; Glomeromycetes; Diversisporales; Acaulosporaceae
Source: the annotation of a GenBank genome assembly
AUCUAUGCGAUGAAGACGCUCCAAAAGGACGAAAUGGUCAAGCGAGAUCAGCCCACGUCCGUGCGGAGCGCGAUGUCCUGGCCGAGUCAAACUCGCCGUGGGUCGUGCAACUUUUCUACUCGUUCCAAGAUUCUGCAUACCUGUAUUUGGUGAUGGAGUUUCUUCCCGGUGGCGACUUGAUGGUGAGCAAGGAUUGUGACAGGGCGGACGGAACGCGACGGAACGACGAUAUGCUGAAACUUGUGCUCGGCAGACCAUGCUCAUCAAAUAUGAG